Molecule: messenger RNA, 5207 nt
Organism: Mercenaria mercenaria
Lineage: Eukaryota; Metazoa; Mollusca; Bivalvia; Venerida; Veneridae
Exons: 4
Coding region: 1637-3244 (535 amino acids)
Source: RefSeq, a predicted model, not a curated record
CCCCCGUUUCUUGAAGAUCACUGAUUUGGUGGCACACCAGUGUCUACAAGCUCUCAAAUCAGGAUGGUUCAAACGAAGUUAACUAUGUAACUAAUGGUUUCGCAACAUUCGUAAUUAAAAUUUGUAGAUAUAUGUUUAUAUGAUUUUAUGACUGAAUUUAAUAGCAAAUAUCUCGUACCCUAUACAUUAAACAUGUUGAAUAUAUCAGGUAACAAGGUAACUUGCAUUGAUAGUGUUAUUACAGCUCUAUAAUGUAUAAAAUGCAUCAAACCAUAUCACUUUCACCAAACCAGAAAGAAAAUGCCACUGUACAUGUUAUACCCUACCCCUAAGUAUUCUAUGAAAACAAUGAUCAUGAACGGGAAAAUAUACGUUUAGUUCAAUCACAUAUUUCUCCCCUACAUUAAAUAUAUAUAAUUAGAUAGUACAUCUUUGUAUCUAGUACACAUACAAGUGAUUCGCUAAAACUUACAUACUGUUAACCUUAGCUAAUAAGUUAUGAACACUGUGCAUGUCCGUUUGAUGAAACCGACAUCAGGUAUCAGGUUACAUAUCAAAGAACAUUUAUCAAUUGACCUUAUGUUAUAAUCCGGUUAGAAUCUACUAACAUCCACUUUCAUUUCAAUUGCAUUAGGACGUGACAUUGUGUAGAAUUUGAUUAUUUCACAUUUAGACAUAUUUGGAUGAAGUGAAACAAAGAUUAGAUACAUUUAAAAAGAGAACAAGUGUACUCCUUUUAUUCAACAUAUACUACAUAUUAAUAAAAAUAAUUUUUGUGAAGAUCCUACGAAAGCAUAUAAUGCAGCUAAAUAAAUUUGGUUUCAUUGAAAAAGAAAUAUUAUGCAUGAUUUAGUUUAACGACUUUGUCAGAAUUUAUUUCCCUUUAAGUGUUAUUGUUCGAUAAUACUUAUUAUACUAAACCAAUGUGGUCAAUGAGGACAUUGGGGGAUUUUAUUGUGUUUUUUCGCUGUAACAGCUGUUUUGUAUGUAACUGGGCGGUAUGAUUUACUAAAUGCUUUUCAAAGUAGUUUAACCGUGAGAUUUGAGAUAACAUGGGUCACAAACGUACUAUCAUUUACUUCUGAUAUGAUUCAAUAAUUGCAAGCAUAAAAUAUUACAUUAUUCAAUAUUACAAUUAUAUCUGUUUAUUCAUAAUUUAUAGACGUAUUGGGGUGUAACAUUUUCAAUAAAGUGAAUAGCGAUUUAUAUUUGACAAUUGUCUUUCACCACCAUUUUUGUAUUUCAAAACUUUUCAGAUCAGUUAUUACCAUUUGGUGCUUGUGUUAAUUACCGAUAAUGCGAUCAUAUUUCAUAACAUAAUUGCAUGAAGUCAAAUAAGCAAAAUCUCUAGACAAAGUCCUUUUUUUGAAAGAAGUGUAGUUUGGAAGAUUAAUGUGCGAUUUGUACAAUAAUAUAAACAUACAUUAAUUAAAACUAAAUAUAAUUAUUUUGGAUCUUCUACAAUUCGCCAUAUGUUCCAGCUGAAUUUAUCAAGUAAUAUAAAAUAAACAUGUAUUGUCUAGAUUUCUUUUUCAAAAAGCAACUAUGCAUUUCAAGUCCUAUGCAGUUAUUGAUGUAAGAAAAUAAACGCUUUAAGCAACUUGAAGUGCUAUUGUAAAUUUUCACGACAAGAACUAUGGGAGGUCUUGUUUGCCUGGAAAGGAAACCGACUUCUAUAAACAAAUCGAAAACGUAUGGAUCUCGUUGUAAAUCUAAAUCAGAUCGGUCAACGUUAAAGACACCAACAUAUGACGAAGUUCCUGGGAUAUGUAGUACAGACAAAUCUGUAACCAAUAACGAUGUAACUCUGUAUGAAACAAUAAGGUGUGUAACAAGUAAGAACAACAGUAAUACCAAAAUAAGUGCAUGUAGUUCCACUUCUGAUGAUAAGUCAUACGCGAAGGUGUUAAGUGUGAAGGGAAAUUUGUCAACGGAUGAUAGUAAGACUUAUGAAACUGUCAGAAGUGUUCAUUUGACAGACAGUCAAUCUGUUUCAAGUGGUACGAAAGGUGAUACUCAAUAUACCUCAAUGGAUCAAGUUAUCCUGGCUACAGCUGAUGUAUGCAACACUGAGCAAUGUACAGAACAAGAUUGUGAUCGCUUAAGUGAUAUGUGUGCAUUGUGUGCUAGUAACAGCGUCGCAGAACAAGCAACACAUAUCUGUCUAACUUGCAGCAAAUUUGGGAGAUAUUUCUGCUAUAAAUGUCUUCAUUUACACAACAAAUUUAAUUACGACCAUGAUGUAAAAUCCCUGUCAGCUCCGAUGUAUGACAACAGAUUUUCAGACAUCCAAGCUAACACAAAACAAUUAAAUAAACGCCCAAACAGCUCUGUCUUAAGUAAUACAUCAAGAGCAGAAAUCCGAUCACAGAAUACACUUCUUUUACAAUCAGAGAUAGCACAACACUGUCAUUACGAAAUGGCGAAUUUUUCAACUGAAGAAACAAAUAGAAACUACAAAACAGCUAACUGGAUCAAUGAGGCGACCAGCUGGAAUUCUGAUAGACCCUCUGUGCAAGAUAAAGAACGAAAGUUUACCUAUGGACCUCACUGGAACCCAAAAGUGCACAAUUGCUGUAACGAGGUUCAGAAUAAACAAUACCAACUAAUGAAUGGAGAAGACACUGCAAUGAGCCGAUUCCAAGAGCAAGCAAAAGAUACUAACUCCAAUUAUGUUUGGCAAUGUGAAUUACCAACUCAGCAUUACGGGGUUGUCGGAAAAAUAAAUAAACAACUUACUCGUACUCGGAAGUACGCAGAACAUUGCUUAAAAAAUGAAGAGCGUGUUAAGAACGAAGAAAAUGAAAGACAUAACAUGGCGACGGAUUAUGCCGAAAACGUGACCAACGAAGCAAUGAGGCAUGAACGGCAUUCACCAAAAUUGCAACAUUCAUAUCAGCUGAAAAGAAAUGGAGAUUUGUUCUCGUUACAUACAAUAUCGAAUCGACGACACGAAUCAGUGAACAGGUCUAUUAAAAUAUCAAAACAGUUUUUAGAACUGUACAAUAAGGAAUGGGCAGAUGGUUUCAAUGCCCUUGUUCACGCAGUCAAAGGAAAUAAAACUGAACAGCAAGCUUGUGAGCUUCUCCUACGAGUAUUAACUACUAUAUAUUUGAUGUGCAAGGAAAAGGUUCAGAACAAUCCCAAAUCAAAUACGUCGAUAUCCUCUAAGGAUAAGGUAAGAUCUUUAUACAUAAACAUUUUGUAUUUCAAUGCUGCCUUCAAAAUAUCUAUUUUGUAUUAGAAAGCAAACAUGUUUGUCACUACCCGUUUACUAUGGUCUUUAAAAUGUUAUUCUACUACAAGCCAUCAGUUUCUAAAAUAUCAGAACAGAACAGGGUUAGACUGCAUGCAGUGAGUUGUUCCAUUUCACGUGCAGUCAUGUCAUGUAGCAUUAUACAUGUACUUUUACAUAGCAAGUACGUUUUCUCUUGGUUUACAGUUGGAAUAAAUGUGUAUAAUUAUAUAGACUUUUGAAUGAAAACAUUUAUGCAUAUAUGUUUCAUGUAUUAAAAUGUUCAAAUAAGGUACCACAUUAUAUGUUGUCUUUGUGUCAUUAGUGUUGAUUAAAAUGUGUUUAAUGUUCACUUUAGAUUGAUGAAAUUGCUACAACUUCGCAAGAUGACAGGAGGAAGCAACCUACUUAUCUAAUGAAAGAAAUAACAAGGGAGGUCAUGCAUUCUUUUCAAGAAUCCCUACCGAAAGAAGAACGGUUACUUAUUACUCAAUUUAUCAUCAGAUGUGCAGGAGUAUGUUUUCUAAUGGUAAACCAAGAACCGCAAUUCUGUAUCGAUACGAACAUAAAUCGUCAUGGAGAACAUUUCGAUGCAAGCCGAUACAAAGCUUACCGGGCACAGGGAAACUCUAUUGACUACAUAGUUUGGCCUGUCUUGUAUUUGGAAGAUAAUGACACAAUUGUUAACAAAGGAAUUGUACAAGUAAUGAAGCAAGACAGCUGUAUUUAGAUUACAAAACGCUACGAAUUGACAGAUAUAUGUGUGAAAGUGUAACUCUAUUAUUUCAGGUAUAAUCAUUGUUACAGUAUAUAUGUUAGAUUUAUUACAGUUGUGUUAUCAUACAACCACCUAAAGACAGCAGUUAUGGGUCAUUGUACAACAGGAAUAUAAUGUCGCUACAUAUGUAUGCAUUUACAACAAACUACAUUGUAUCACAUCAUCUAUCACAACUGGUAUUAGAUGUGUGCAACUUGCUUAAUCGUGUCCUUAUGGACAUACGCUGCAUUCCCUGUAUAUGAGAUCGGCGAAUUUUUUCCCAAUAAUAUAAUUUCUUCAAACAUUGGAUAUUGAAAGACAAUCAUCUAACAAACAAAAAUAUGCAAUAAAAUCAUAGGUCACUGGUAUUGAAAAAGAGUUAUCUGCCUUUUCUCAGCUGGGAGUUCCAGUUAUACUGUCUUGUCUAAAUGACAAUAGGGUGAAAUCGGCAUAUAUAAAGCUUACUGUCGGUUCCACGGAGGGGCCGCUAUUUGAAUUUGUAUUAUGUUAUGUAUAUUGUCUUUAUGUUGCUUGUUGGUGGUGUUACUUUUCUUUCUCUACCUCCCCGCUUUCUACCUUCACGUCUCCUUCUUUUUACUAUGAUUGAAGUUAGUUAUAUACCAUAUAAGGUCUGGAACAUCCAGCUGGUGAAUUUGUUACCUAUCAUCCCGGUAUCGUUGAUGCUUACACUGCUAUGGCUUGUGGUCUAGGGAGGCUGUUUUAAGAGUUCGGCUUUCUAAGUUAAAUAUUCAUCUUUGCUUUUUAUUCUUCCCCAAGAACCCCGCCACUUUCUCUACCCCAUCCCCAUUUUUGUAUCUUGCAAAUAACUGAAAUAUACUUGUUGUUGGAUUUUUAAAGCAACCGUCUUUCCACUACAGUUUCUACUUGUUUUGGGCCUGCCGUGCGACGUAUGGCUCUGGAUGUGUUUGUUAUGCUCAUUGCUUCCAGGAAAUCUACCCUUACCUUUUAAACUUUUUUAUGUACAUAUCACUGUUUAUUUGUACAUUUGUUGAAAUACGGAACACUUCGAAAAUUAUCUGAAAACGCACCUGCUUUUUAUUUGCAGUAUACAUGAAUUUAGCUUACUCGUCAAAUAUACAUUGUUUGUCAAAGAUAACAUUUACUCCAGAAGAGUGUCAGAAAAAUUGAAUAGUUAUGCGAAUAUUCAAUUACAUGUAAAUGUUACAAAUUUUGUUAUCAAAGACAGUGACCUAA